UGCGAGGGCACGGGCCACUUUACCUUAAUGUGCUUCAGUGGAUGCUUCCAGGGGACCAAUGCCCCGCGUCACCUCGAGCUGCCUGCCACGCCGAAGCUAUUCCCAGCACGACUCCGAAGUCUGUCUCGAAACUCGAACUAUAUUCAAAUCAUACAGCGUUGCGACUCCGUCCUUCUUGAUCCUCUCCAGUCAUCGCGCAUUACAUUCUCGUCUUCAGCAACCCAAUCAACUCUCCUAGCUGCAACGGCAUUGCGUCGGUGUCACCUCAACACCCCGCAGACUCCAACUCCCAGAGCCGCGCAGCUUCGGUUCGACCUCGAUCAGUCCAGCGUUGCUAUUCCUCCAACACAGUCGCAUACCCAAUCCAGCUUCGGCGCAUACAACUAGUCAAAAUGGCGACCCAAUACGAAGUCGAACACAACAUCAAACCCUCCUCCACCCCCCGCAAACGCCGCCAAGUCGACAUGUCAACCUUCACCUCGCACCUGCACAACAUCAACCCCGAGAACUCUUCUAGCACACACCACAACAACCCGCACGCGACCGCCAACCCCGUCGACCUCGCCGCGCUCUACCGGCUGGUCCAAGACCAAAUGGGCGUGCUCGCCACCACGGCACCGACUGACGAAAACCGCGACUUCCUCAUCUCGCUGAGCGAAUCUCUGGACGAAGACAUCCUCCGCCCGCCCACGCAAAUCGAGGGUGUCUCGCAAGAGUUUUUGGAUGGGCUGGAUCGGGUGGACAGGAAGAAGUUGAAGGAGGACGAGCAGUGUCCCAUCUGCGCGGAGAGGUACCUGGAUGAUCAGUAUUGUUUGGUGGUGGAGCUGCCGUGUCAUCACUCGCAUCGGUUUGACCUCGAGUGUGUGGGGCCGUGGUUGAGGAGUAAGGGGACUUGUCCGAUGUGUAGGAAGGAGGUGGGGAAGAGGAGGGAGGUCGUUGUUGAGAAGAAGGCGGAGGAGGAGGAGGAAGAGGAGGAUGAUAUGGAUGGGUUGUAUGCUUGA
This is a messenger RNA of Neurospora tetraspora, 1001 nucleotides long. RefSeq lists its product as uncharacterized. The record is from RefSeq and is a predicted model, not a curated record. The coding region runs from base 393 to 1001 and encodes 202 amino acids. The transcript has 2 exons. Lineage: Eukaryota; Fungi; Ascomycota; Sordariomycetes; Sordariales; Sordariaceae.